Molecule: messenger RNA, 3787 nt
Organism: Dunckerocampus dactyliophorus (ringed pipefish)
Lineage: Eukaryota; Metazoa; Chordata; Actinopteri; Syngnathiformes; Syngnathidae
Product: HIV Tat-specific factor 1 homolog
Exons: 9
Coding region: 972-2690 (572 amino acids)
Source: RefSeq, a predicted model, not a curated record
CGCCCUUGAUGCUGGGGCUAGUUCUGACAAAGAGCAUGGCGUUCCAGCAGAUGUUUCCCAGCAUGAAGUAUUGAGCCAGCAGGUGCAUGGACUUCCACCAUGAGGACCACACUGUUUUCCUCUGGUCAGCCUCCAGCGGCGCCUCGACCAGCACCAGGUAGCUCACCUCCCCGGUAAUGGAGAAGACCAGGAAGGUGUUGAGGACCACGGGGAGGUGGUAACACAUCUUCUCCACCUUGCCAAACAUCUUGGUGGCGUAGCUCGUCAUGUCUUCCGGUUGUGUACACUUCUUAAUGGAAUGACUGGUUUGACAGACGCGCCGUGGUGGUGGUGGUGGUGGUGGUAGUAGUACUUGUAGUAGUAGGUAGCAAUCUUAAUUCCCAUCCAACAUAGAUCGGCACGGGAGGGACGAUACUAUAUUUGGUAAUGGGUCGUUGGACAAACUAUUUUAACGGCAAAUAUUAAGUUAACAAUAAUAUCUCAUAUUUCCUUGUGAAAACCUGUCUAUCGUUUCUGCUGCGGCUGGACCGAGGCAGAUGUUGCGACGUCCCAUCCGGGCUAGCCUGCUACACCACCGUAAGCGGAACAAUUUAAAAAAAUGUAUAUUUCUUUCAUUAACGUGGAAAACAAUGCCCAUACAGGAUGACUUUCAAAGAUAUUCACCGCAAUGACAAGUGUUGAAAAUGUAAAAAAAUAAAAAUGUACAAAAUCGUAAGACUCGGAAAUGGUUUCUGCUAGCUGUGUUACAUAAAAAUACGGCCGCAGUGCAACUGUUCCAUCUUUUAUUCGUGACGGUCCCAAGCAUAACACAGUCCAGUAGUGAAAGACUACAGUAAAUUGGACAUUGCUCAACAUGUAGAGAUGUAUUAUAUGAAUUUACGUUUUAAUGCUGGUUUUUCUGCCUCUGCUCCCUCCCCCAAAGCCACCUUAAUCCCUGUUAAUCUCUUGUGGGCCACUGAAAGUCUGCAGCCAUGGCGAAACCGAAGGAUAAUUUACUGUCAUUUGGUUGUCUGAAUGGCACAAAUGUAAACAUUUAUAGAAAUCAGAGAGGAAAUGCUCACAAAAAGAGUUUCCAGAAGUCAAUUGUGUUACCAUAUGACUUUUCAACUGAGAGGCACCAAGAGCUUAGAAUGAUGCGUCUGCAACAGCGCUGGCAGGAGUUAAAGGGCAGAGAGCGUGCGGCCCGGCAUCACAACAAAGAGCUGCUGCAGCAGUUUGACAGAGCUCAAGACACGCUGAGAGAGAUGGUGUCUGCUACCGCUGCCAUGAAAACCAUUCGGUUGGAGUACGAGCACUAUUUGGAGGAGAACUCCCCCUAUUGGCAGAAACAACUCAAGGAGAAAACAGAAGCUCAUCACAGGAUGACACAACCGAAGCAUCUGUGCACCCAGUCAGCCCACGAUCCCAUCCCUGGUUCCAUAAUCCCUCCAUCUAUACCAACGUUUCUUCAGCACUUCAUUGCUCCUCCAUCACGUCCCCAGUGCUGGCCUGUGCAAAAGGCACCAAACUGGGCUUCCAAUCAGGAUGACAGCCGCUGGUCCUCUACUGGGAUAUCCUCAUGUUCUGACGAUCUGCAUGGUCAUCUCUACAUUAAGGAAUCCCCAACACAGGGUGCUGGGACAAGCAGCAGCAGCUCUAGUAGAAAGAGUAGUCAUUUAUUACAGGAGCUUGACGUUCAGCCAGUCCGUCUAUCCAGUCAGCAUGCAGAAAGUGUAGGAAGCAGCAGUACAGAAUCGAGACAGGUGAAGAGCGAGAAGAGGAGCAAGAAAGGAAGCACCUCUUCAGAGAGGCACGGCUCUCAGGAACCAUCCAGGAGGUCUUCAGCUCCAGUGGCUCACACGUCUGAAAGUGAAUCCUCAUCACCCAAAGGCAGCACCGGCAGGAGGAAGAGGAGGAACGUCAGGGGGCUCAUGGCUGGAUCACCAAAGCCAAAGAGUGAAAGUUCAAAGAGUCAUUCUCUCAGUGAGUGCACAUGUGAAGACGCAAGGAGUCAGACACAUUUGAACCAAUCGGGAAGCAGCGGAGAUGAUUCGGGGUCGAACAGCGGAAGCAAAAAAGUUGUGAAAGACAAGGCACAUGACGAAGAACUAAGUAAGGAAGAAGACAGUGGUGAGGAUGAAGAGCUGGAGGGAAAGGAAGAAGAGAGCAGAGAGGAGGCGUCUGAAAGAAGUGAAACGACAGAGGAUGAAGAGACAUCACCGGAGGAUGAGAAGGAAGAAGAUGGUGACGACUGUUCAGAAAAGACGAACAAAAAGAGAAAACCAGAUUCAGUUUCAUUGCAGGAUGAGGAAGAAGACGAGAGUGUAGAAGAGGUGGACGAGGAGUCUGAUGAAGAGGAGGUCUGUGGCGAGCCAACGAGUGAGGAGAAAGCAGAAGAGGCGCAGGAGGAGAGCGACUCAGAUGACAGCAUCAUCUCACCUCCACAGAACAAACCUGAGGUGCACGUUAUCCCUGAAGAGGCUUCCGACGGGAAGGAGGAAAGCAGAACAGCAACAUCUGAUGAAGACUCGAGUGACGUUUUUGAUGAUGAUAUAGAGAAUCUCCUUGCACCUCAACACGCAGCAAAGAAAAGAGUAGAAACUGACGUGAAAUCGGAAGAGGAACACAAAGCAUCUUGCAACGUGAACAUUUUUCGAGUGAAAACAGAUCAGCAGAUCGACUCUGAUGAGUUUGACCAUUUUUAUGACUGAUCUACCUCAUACCAGAAGGACCUACAGUACCUCUGAUGUUACAGCAGGGAAGGGAGGGACCCCGCAGCCCACAAGACCAUCUCACUGGGCCCAUCAACCAAUUGUAACAACAAAUAAAACCUCUGAGAAAUUGUUGUAAUAAGUCUAAAAAUAUAUAACAGAGAAUUGGAAGAUCUGGGUUCAAAUCUCUGUUGGGCAUCUCUAUAUGGAGUUCGCAUGUUCUCUCUUCUGUGUGUGUUUUGUCCGGGUGGUUCGGCUGCCAUAAAUAUGCAUGUUGGUUUCAUUGGCGACAGGUAAGAAUGGGACUAUGAAUGUUUUUUUGGAUGUGCCCUGCGGUUGGCUGGCGACCAGUCCAGGGUGUACCCUGCCCCCACCCAAAGUCCUGCACACCGCCGCCACCCAAAUGAGGAUUAAGCGAGUAAUACAUGUUGAAAUCUAUGUUCACACACACAGGCCGUUGUUUCAUGUUUCACUGGCUGCACCAUUGGGUACACCCGCAACAUGAUAUCAAAGAUCCUUCAUUUAAAGAUAUUUAUUGUGAAAAAAAAAAAAAAAUUUAAAAAGUGUUCAUCAUUAUUGUUGUCAUUUGGACUUGGACUUUUUGAUACAGCUCUUGUAUUUGAUCGUUAGAUUAGAUUGUUGGAGCCAAAGAGUAUACGUGUCACAUACUAAAUUGUUGUAGAUUUAUUGCUGCUGUAACAAAAUACAGCAUCAACACAUCAUAGUAUGUACUGUAUAACUAUAAUCACACCACCACAUGUAUUUGUACAAAAGUAAACCAGUUGGGUUAUGGUGCAUAUUUCAUAUUAGUUUGCCAGUAGAGGCAAAUAUUAAGGGCCAGGUGGUUGCAGGUUGUUAAGUACACAUAAUUUUUUGUGUCCUUAUUUCUGGUUAAACCUUCACCACCUGAGCCGCCAAACACGGACCGACUCGCUUCUUGUCGUCUGAUGAGGCUGUGCGCUGAAUCAUCAGCCUGCUGUAGGUCCCGCCCACUUGGCCUUUGGUCAGACGUCCAGGAUUAAUGCAUACGCAGCCAAUCACAUCCUGCAGGAGUGAUAUUUAAAUGGAUAAACCAUCCACAAAGAAGGAGGAGGAGG